CUCAUCUCGAUUGUCAAGCCAGCCCCAACACCUUUAUUUAAUUUUGAGCCUUCAACAUGACCUCCAACCCCUCAGCCCAGCACACACUCCUUCAAAUCAUCACGAGCGACCACCGUGAUAUCGAAGCCUUCUACAACGAGUACCUCAAGAACGCGGGCAACAAGGACGGCCAGACAAGAUGGGCAAACCAGCUGACCUGGACCAUCGCCAGACACUCAAUCAGCGAAGAGCUCGUCGUCUACCCUCAAUUCGAGAAACACCUCGGCGACAAGGGACGCGCUAUGGCCGAGCAGGAUCGUCAAGAUCACCAGUUCGUCAAAGACCGCCUAAAGCUUCUCGAAGAUAUGGAGGUCGGGUCUUCGCAGUACGAUGCUACGCUCAAGGAGAUCAUGACUGAGCUGAAGAAACAUAUGGCUUCGGAGGAGACCGAAGACUUGCCCCUACUCGAACAGAAGCUUGGAUUCGAGAACUCUAUCAGCGUCGCGAAGAGCUUCGAAAGGACAAAGAACUUUGUUCCGACCCGAUCCCACCCUAACGCUCCUGCUAAACCCCCCUUCGAGACUUUGGCUGGUCUGCUCGCUGCCCCAAUCGACAAGCUGAAAGACGCGUUCUCCAAGUUCCCUUCCGACCAGGCAGUGGAAAAUGUCUCGCAGUCUGCGACUACCACUGCUGCACGGAACUGAGUAAAUUGGAACUCUUUUCCGGCCCCUCCUAUCAAUCCCAUGCGUAAGACUGCUAGCUCAGGCUGCAGCAUGAUGCUACUGAGACGUGUCGAUUGUGAUUGUUGCAAACCAGAUGUAAUCCAAGUAAUGUCAUUGUACGGAAUAUAUUUUAUGACAUACGAUUUCGAACGUUGGAAAA
Coprinopsis cinerea okayama7#130 is the source of this 861-nucleotide messenger RNA. Its product is annotated as HHE domain-containing protein. The transcript has 4 exons. The record is from RefSeq and is a predicted model, not a curated record. Bases 57 to 683 code for a protein of 208 amino acids. NCBI's taxonomy places the organism in Eukaryota, Fungi, Basidiomycota, Agaricomycetes, Agaricales, Psathyrellaceae.